AUGGCAUCGAUGAAGUUUGAUCUACCGCUACUGGAUUACAAGACGAGAUUUGUGCUGUGGCAAGUCAAGAUGCGGGCGAUUCUAGCACAAUCUUCGGAUCUUGAUGAGGCGUUGGAUGGUUUCGGAGGCAAAGGGCAGAAGUCAUGGACCGCUGAAGAGAAGCAGAAGGAUCGUAAGGCUCUGUCUCUGAUUCAACUUCAUCUACAUAAUGAUUUUUUGCAAGAAGUGCUGCAGGAGAAAACUACCGUAGAACUUUGGCUCAAGCUAAAAUCAAUCUGCAUGUCCAAGGAUCUAACCAAUAAGAUGCACGUGAAGAUAAAGUUGUUCACGCACAAGCUGCAAGAAGGUGGUUUGGUGAUGAACCACUUAUCGAUCUUUAAGGAGAUCGUUGCCGACCUAGUGUCGAUGGAGGUAAAAUAUGACGAUGAAGAUUUAGCUCUUCUACUGUUAUGCUCACUGCCUAGUUCGUUUGCAAAUUUCCGAGAUACCAUACUAUUAAGCCAUGAUGAACUAACCCUUGCAGAAGUAUAUGAGGCCCUCCAGUCGAGGGAGAAGAUGAAAGGUAUGGUUCAGUCUGAUGUGUCAUCCUCCAAGGGCGAAGUGUUGCAGAGUGGAGAUGUCGUGCGUAUGGGAGAUAACAACCCACGUGAGAUCGUGGGCAUUGGCUCCGUUCAUAUCAAGAUGCAUGAUGGCAUGAUACGCACACUGAAAGAUGUGAGACACAUACCAGGGAUAGCUAGAAAUCUCAUCUUCCUCAGCAUACUUGAUGCCAAGGGGUACAGAUACUCCGGUUCAGGUGGAGUAUGUAAGGAGUGGAAAGUUAUGAUAGAAAGGCAAACUGAAAAGAAGGUAAAAUUGCUUCGUACUGACAAUAGGGGUGAAUUCUGUUCGGAUGCUUUUAAUGAUUACUGCAGGGAAGAAGGCAUUGUCAGGCACCACACCAUCCCGUACACACCUCGACAGAAUGGUGUGGCUGAGCGCAUGAACCGAACCAUCAUCUCGAGGGCUCGCUGCAUGCUGUCCAAUGCUCGUAUGAACAUGCGUUUUUGGGCUGAGGCUACUAACACCGCCUGUUACUUGAUCAACCGGUCACCUUCUAUCCCACUUAAUAAGAAAACUCCCAUUGAGGUAUGGUCUUGUAUGCCUACUGAUUAUUCACAGUUGAGAGUUUUCGGUUGCACUGCUUAUGCUCAUGUUGAUAAUGGAAAGCUAGAACCUAGAGCCAUUAAGUGUCUGUUUCUUGGUUAUGGUUAUGGAGUUAAAGGAUAUAAGUUAUGGAAUCCUAAAACUAAAAAGACUUUCAUGAGCAGGAACAUUAUUUUCAAUGAAUCUGUUAUGUUUAAUGACAGCUUGUCCACAGACGUUUCUCCAGUUGGUUCUGAUGAGGAGCAGCAACAUGUUAGCGUGCAGAUGGAGCACGUAUAUGAUCAGAAAACUGAAAUUGUUGAUAACAAUGUUUAUGAUAUUGUUCAGCGCUCACCUCCUAUUUUGCAGCCUCAAAAUCAGUCUAUUGCAGAUCGCAGAACAAAGAGGAAUUGUGGACCUCUUCCAUGUUUAAUUGAGGAAUGCGAUAUUAUUCAUUAUGCCUUUAGUUGUGCUAAACAGGUGGGGAAUAUUCAUGAGCCGGCUACGUACACUGAAACUGUUGUUUCUGGUGACCGCGAGAAGUGGAUUUCCGCUAUGCAAGAGGAGAUGCAGUCACUCGAAAAAAUAACACAUGGGAUGUUGUGCGCUUGCCUAAACAAAAAAAGGUCGUUCGUUGCAAAUGGAUCUUCAAGAGAAAGGAGGGUUUGCCUCCUAGUGAGCCUACAAGAUUUAAGGCAAGCUUUACAAUGUGCUAGUACGGAUGAGGAUUUUAAGUACAUGUCAAGAGUUCCAUAUUCUAGUGCUGUUGGUUCUUUGAUGUAUGCCAUGGUUUGCUUUAGUCCUGAUUUAUCAUAUGCUAUGAGUUUUGUUAGUAGAUACAUGGCUAAUCCUAGUAAAGAACAUUGGAAGGUUGUUCAGUGGAUUUUCAGGUACCUUCGUGGCACAACAAAUGCUUGUUUGAAGUUUGGCAAGACUGAUAAGGGACUCACUGGCUACGUGGAUUCAGAUUUUGCUACCGAUUUGGAUAAGAGAAGAUCUCUAAUAGGUUAUGUAUUCACUAUUGGUAAUUGUGCUUCAAAGUGCUAUAUGUCUCACUAA
Molecule: messenger RNA, 2184 nt
Organism: Miscanthus lutarioriparius
Lineage: Eukaryota; Viridiplantae; Streptophyta; Magnoliopsida; Poales; Poaceae
Source: the annotation of a GenBank genome assembly